GAGAGGCUGGCCGCCAUGCGCUCCGAGUCCAUGCUCUCCGGCAGCCACACUCCACCCAUCCGCCGUCGCAGCAAGUUCGCCACUCUGGGACGUCUCCUGAAGCCGUGGAAGUGGAGGAAGAAGAAGAGUGAGAAGUUCAAGCAGACCUCUGCCGCGCUGGAGAGGAAGAUGUCCAUGCGACAGAGCCGAGACGAGCUGAUCAAGCGAGGAGUGCUGAAGGAGAUCUUUGAAAAAGCAACAGUUGAAUUCCGGUCCUCGAUGGACGGUGGCGUCUUCCCUCAGGAGUCCUCUCUUAAGACGUCCAUGGUCCUGCCGACCAAGAAAUCGGUCACCUACUCGAGCGACCUUCAGGACAUCCCCCCCAAGCCGCCCAUGUACCAUAAACAGCCUCCUGCUCUCCCUCCAAAGCCUUUCUCCAGGAUGCCCAACCAUAGCACAGAUUCUUGCCAGCCAAUGAAGUUGCUCUGCAUGCCCGGAGGAAAGCACUCUCCACCUCUGCCGCCCAAGAAAGUGAUGAUCUGCGUGCCUCCUGGGGGGCUGGACUCCUCGGUCUCCCCGUCCCCGUCGCCCAACCCCCUCAGCGCUCUCCAGAAGUGUGCCCCUUCUCACGGCAUGUCUCUCCACCACGGCGGCCUGCUGCCCUCUCAGCUCGUCGGCCUCUCCGGCCUCCACCAGAGCCACGGCCACCCGUUCCAGCUGCAGUACGGCAGCUUGCACGCGCCCAGCCGCAUCAUCGAGGAGCUCAACAAAACCCUGGCGCUCUCCAUGCAGAGGUUUGAAAGCUCUGCGUUUCACAGCGGCGGUCACUGUCUGCCCCUGGACAGAAGAGAAGUGCCGUCUGUGAUUAUCGACUACGAGGACGACAAGGAGAACAUGCCCAACGAGUCGGACUACGAAGAUCUGCCCAGCAUGUACAAGGACGAGGACGACGAGCUGGACGACGACGAGGAGGACGACGAGGAUGACGACACCAUAUUUACAAGUUCCCUGGCUCAGAAGGUGCUGAGGAAAGACUCCCUGGCCAUCAAGCUGAGUAACCGUCCAUCCAAACGAGAGCUGGAGGAGAAGAACAUCCUGCCCAUGCAGACGGACGAGGAGAGGCUGGAGUCUCGGCAGCAGAUCGGCACCAAACUCACGCGGCGCUUGAGUCAGAGGCCGACCGCAGACGAGCUGGAGCAGAGGAACAUCCUUAAACCUCGCAAUGAACAAGACGAAAUGGAGGAGAAGAGGGAGAUAAAACGGAGGCUAACGCGAAAGCUGAGCCAGAGGCCCACUGUAGAGGAGCUGCGAAUGGCCAAAAUUCUCAUCCGGUUCUGUGACUACGUGGAGGUGUCAGAUGCCCAGGACUACGACAGGAGGGCCGAUAAGCCCUGGACCCGGCUCACAGCAGCCGACAAGGCCACUAUUCGCAAAGAACUCAACGAUUUCAAGAGCAACGAGAUGGAAGUGCACGAGUCAAGUCGCCAUUUAACCAGGUUUCACCGACCAUAGUAGACCCC
Limanda limanda (common dab) is the source of this 1499-nucleotide messenger RNA. Its product is annotated as phosphatase and actin regulator 1-like. The record is from RefSeq and is a predicted model, not a curated record. The transcript has 11 exons. Lineage: Eukaryota; Metazoa; Chordata; Actinopteri; Pleuronectiformes; Pleuronectidae. Gene Ontology annotation, molecular function: actin binding. Bases 16 to 1491 code for a protein of 491 amino acids. Gene Ontology annotation, biological process: cell motility; stress fiber assembly.